GAUGAGCUGUCUUCGGGGCCGGGCAGGCUGGUGUUUAUUUCUGUUUGCAGGUUUGGGGCUUUGCGGUCCAUGACCUGCCUGGUUGUGCUUCCAGUCUGGUCACUCCCGGAGCUCCGCUCCCAGCCCCGGGGGUGCGGGGGCAGCCCAGGUCCCCGGGUGAUGGGCACUGGUGGGCCAAGGGACGAUUCUGUCCCCUGUGCCCCAUCCCUCAGCAGAGCCCUCUCACAGCCCAAACAAGAUCUCCGCUGGCUGUGAGUGCUGCAGGCGACUGAGCGGCACCUUCCCCGAAAUGAUGGAAAACAACGUGUUUAUGUCAUUUACGUUCUACAGCACAAUCUUGAUUUUAAAAAUGUAUGUUGUUGCCAUCAUUACGGGACAAGUGAGACUCAGAAAGAAGGCGUUUGCAAACCCGGAGGACGCGCUGCGCAACGGGGGGCUGCAGUACUACCGCGAGGACCCCGACGUAGAGCGGUGCCGCAGGGCCCACCGCAACGACAUGGAGAACAUCUUUCCCUUCCUCUUCCUCGGAGCCAUCUACUCCCUGCUGGAUCCCAGUCCCGCAGUGGCCAGGAUCCACUUCUUCAUCUUCUGCGUGGGACGCAUCGUCCACACCAUCGCCUACCUCCUGCAGCUGAAGGCGCCCACACGCUCCGUGGCCUACAGCGUGGCACAGCUGCCCUGCUUCUCCAUGGCUCUGCAGAUCCUCCUCGCCACCGCCCCGUACUGGUAACACCCAGCGAGACCAACCACCCAAACCCCCCUCAUCCUGCUCUCUGCUGAUUUCCCUGGCUGGACCAGAUGGUGCGUGUGCAAGUGUGAGUGUGUAAGUGUGUGUGUGUGUGUGUGUGUGUGGGCAUGUGAUAAGUUGCCAGGGAGGCCACCUGCGCCCCAAGGAUGCUCAGUGCAGCUUUGAUAAAGUCCCCGUGCUAUUGAAAUUGGGCAGGGAAGUCACCAGAAAGAAGGGGCACGUCUGCCUGUGGAGCGAGAAGGGGAUGCGGAGGCAGGUUCCUCUGGCUCCUGCUAAGGAUUGGAGGCACCUGGACUAGCCCUCAAGGAAGGGAUUUACUGAAGGAAAGAACAUUUUCUGGCACAACUGCAUUUGGAACUGGGGAGGGGAAGGUGUGCCCUUUUCCCUUGGUCAUGAAUACCCUGUGAAUCAGGAAGGGAAAAUCAUGAGGGUCCCAUGAAUUCUCUUGGUCAGCAGAUGCAGGUGGUAGCAGAAGGGGGUUAUAAACCAGCCACCCUCCUCCUGCCCAGCCGUGUGGGUCUGGGGGAAGAGGGGAGGGGGGGCCCUUAGGUUCCCUCUCCCCAAAGGAAGACAGGAGGCAGGUGCCUACCAGGCAGCAUAACAUGGAAGUCAAAAUCUCAGGUGUUCAGUGCUCCCAGAACCGCCUCAUCUCAUGCCAUGGGAUGCAGCUCCCUGCCCGGGAGCCUCGCUGCAGGCAGGAGCCUGCCUGUCCCACCAAGGACACCCCACGGCCAGUGUUUGGCAGCUCCCGGCCGGCAGCAGCAGCCGUGGCUUUUCCAUCUCAGUCUCACCGUGGCAAGAUGCAGAGGGACAUGCCUGGAGCAGCCGGCAGGAAUCGCUUACCCCAUAGAGAGAUGGACAGAAAGCUCUGGGACUCCUUGAAAGACUGAGAUGUUCACACAAAACAGGGGCUUGCAGUUUGCAGACAGAGCUUUCUCCCAAGGGCAGUAUCUGCGUUCACAUGCCGCCGAUGCCUGAAGACUCUCCCAGGGCAGCAGACUGAAUUUCUCUCCCUCUGUUUGUAGCCUUUCUCUGGCCGCAGAAUGGCCAUUGCUAUUUGGGGAAUGUGCCGUGACUGCUUUGGGGGUGUUUUUUUUUUUCAGCUGUUUCCUGCUGCCCACUGCUGCCGAGCUGUGCGCAGCCUGGAUUAGUUGGUGUUUGCAGAAAGCUCUGGAAAUGAGCAGAGUGGCUUUGAACCACCCCGUGGGAGAGUACCACUGCUCUGCAGCGUCACGUUGGAGAGGAGAGGCUGGGGCCAGCGUACCGCAGGGUGACAAACUCUUGUGAGCUCCUCUGCCAUGCCACUGUCCUGAAGUGCCACGGGCUGGUCCAGCCAACAGCAGCACGCAAUGGAGCAGCGCACAGUGGGGCACCCCUAGGGAGGACAAGGCAGGAGGACACCUCUGCCGUUCAGUUCCCCCUCCCUCCUCUGAGUUUUACUAAGAUCACAGAGGGAAACCAGAAUGAGCAGAAAAUAAAUUCCCCUUCCACCUGUCCUAACCACUGAAGCUCUUCCCUUAAUCCCGCUGUCCUCGGAGAUGCUCUUGCAGAGACCUCACCGAGUGCCUGCGUGUGCAAAGCACGAGGUGAAACACCAGCUCUGAGCCCUUGCCCAGCUUGGGUAGCAGCUUCUGAACCAGUAACUCCUGCCCCAGUGCAGAUGUGGCCUUAGGCCAAGCUGUUUGCUGAGGUUUGGAGCGGAGCGCUCUGUUCUCCCGCGGGGGAUGCAGGGCCUGCCACAUGGGGAAGGUGGGCAGGACUGCAGGUUCAGCAGUUUGCUCUUGGCCAUUUCUCAUUUACACAGCCUCAACAGAUGUCUGGGUAAUACAUACUCCUCUUAACAAGCCUUUUCUGCCUCACAUGGUGCACAAGGUCUCGAAACCCUGUAUGUUUCUCUGCUGCUGCACAUGCAUCCUGGUGGCAGGAAGCAAAUAUUCCCAAUAAAAACAAAUCAUUGUGCUCUGA
Messenger RNA from Tyto alba (common barn owl), 2713 nucleotides. RefSeq names its product prostaglandin E synthase (gene PTGES). The record is from RefSeq and is a predicted model, not a curated record. The coding region runs from base 290 to 730 and encodes 146 amino acids. Gene Ontology annotation, molecular function: prostaglandin-E synthase activity. The transcript is spliced from 4 exons. Gene Ontology annotation, cellular component: membrane. Gene Ontology annotation, biological process: prostaglandin biosynthetic process. Lineage: Eukaryota; Metazoa; Chordata; Aves; Strigiformes; Tytonidae.